AAUGGUGAACGUAGUGUCCUCGUCGCCAUAACACAGAGGGUGGUGUGUUCUUAGUCGACAUCGUCGUCGCUGUGCUAGCUAGCUGUCAGGAUAUAUCAGAACGUGGCAGUGUAGUCAACAAAAGCUGCUAUCUGAACCGUUUUGCUUGUAACUGCUGUUCAUGUCAGUCUGCAUCAGUGUACUUGCCGCGUAACUUACGUGGCAGUUGUUUAAAGCAGUGAACUAUCGGCAGCGGUAUUAUUGAGCAGCAGCACUGCCGCCGUCGCAAUACGAUAUCGGCGACGUAAUCGACGGGCACUCAGGCAACGACAGGCGACAGACGAACGGAAAAACGCCAAUAGGUAGCCAGCGGGUGAAAACCUCUUGUGUGGAUUCUUUUGUUGUCUCAUCUGGGUUUGAUCGUGGUUUUGUGUAGACUUUCGGUGUUGCAGUGGUCGGACAGUAGUGAUUGUUUUUUUUCCUGUAGGAUAAGCAAGGCAAAGAUUGUCAUUACGUGCCAAGAUGGGUUUGACUAUGAGUAGUCUGUUUAAUCGGCUCUUUGGCAAGAAGCAGGUCCGAAUUCUUAUGGUUGGUUUGGACGCUGCUGGGAAGACGACAAUUCUCUACAAACUAAAAUUAGGUGAAAUAGUGACAACGAUUCCUACAAUCGGUUUCAAUGUUGAGACAGUCGAGUACAAAAAUAUUUGCUUCACUGUAUGGGACGUUGGAGGACAGGAUAAGAUUCGACCUCUUUGGAGGCACUAUUUCCAAAACACGGAAGGCUUGAUUUUUGUAGUGGAUUCCAAUGAUCGUGAACGAAUCUCAGAGGCACAGGAUGAACUGAUGAAAAUGUUGAACGAAGACGAACUGAGAGAUGCCGUGUUGUUGGUUUUCGCCAACAAGCAGGACCUUCCCAACGCGAUGAAUGCUGCCGAGCUGACUGAAAAGCUCGGUCUCAACUCUCUUCGAGGGAAGAAGUGGUACAUUCAAGCGACGUGCGCCACACAAGGUCAAGGUCUUUAUGAAGGACUUGAUUGGCUGUCCAAUGAGCUUGCUAAAGGCAAGUAAGUGUGAUUUGGCUAAAAAGGAGAGAUGACGUUAGCAGACGUGUCAGCGAGACGAUGUUCACGUGCACAGAACAAGCUGCUACCAACAGAGAAAGGACCGAUUUAUGAAAGCGAUUCUACGGAAGUUAUGUUAGAAUUGAUGACAAAGAUAUUGAAGACGAUAGUAGUAGGGAUUGACACUAGAAGAUUUUUACCGUCAAAAUCCCAAAACCUUUCAAACAGAGGUCAAUUUUUCUGGAGAACAAUUAGCUAUCAGCAUUGUCGUCAAAAAACAAAUACCAAUCACAGAACAUGCGGUGUGCUUCUACACUUCAAAUUCAUUAUAUCGACUAGGUCGUUUGGCAUGAACAGCCAUGACGUGUUUACUGUGCUUUGAUGUUGGGUAAGCGACGUGAUUGCCAACGUCCACCAGCGGUGGAGUCGAUUUUGUCAUCCAGGCGGUCGUUUUUUAUGAAAUGGUAUAUCUUCUUGUAAAUUAAAGGAAAUUUUGAUUCGGGUAAGUAGUGUUAGAGAACUGCAUUUGCCGCAGUGGCAUUACUUAUGAUGGUAAUCAGGAAUAUCUAUCACCAAACCGUGUUCUCCAAAUAUAUAUAUAGUUACGCAUGCUGUUCAAGAGAUGAUAACAUCCAUUACAAAAUAUAAUUUAUGCUUAUAAUAGGGGAUAUUAAAAUAGAGUCAAUAAGGGCGUAGCGUGUCUAGGCGAAAGUCUAAUAGUCGACGUCGUGCCGGACCUAAAUACGUGAAGUAAAACAUGUGUGAAAAGAACGAAAGACCGUUGAUGGCGCAGUUAUGGCGCAUACGUAGUCUAAAGGAUAUUUUUGCAUAAGCUUGCGAUGGAAUUUAUCGUUCAAGAGAUAUUUCGUUAUUACUUUGAUUUGGUUGAAUGUUCUACGUGUGGUUGAUACAUUACGCAUAUGCAGAGGUAAGGCACAACAAUCAAACAACACACAUCUUAGUGAUACCUAGUGAUCCAUAAACGCUUACCGGCUUCCGCGAAACGCCCUUCAUAUCUUAGCGAAAAACAACAAUGUUUACAUAUGGUUGUACACACACAACAAUGUAUGGCUACUGGAGGCUAAAAUUAACAUCAUCAUGUUAAUUUGAAGGUGUUGCUAAGGUUCUGCCAGAGACGUUUAGAUUCAGGUUUCAUUUCUAUUAUUAGUGAGCGGAACACACAAAUGUACAAGUUAACACGCUGACUUGGAGGGCAACAGUUCUUGAUCAUGUCGAUAGCGCAGAUAAAGCAGAAUAUGCGGGUAAGCGGCAGAGGUGUAUUUGAAACCAAUCGAAAACUUACGUAGAAUGAAUAUGACUAAGAAAACAAACAAACACAAGUAAGAAAUAAUAAGAAAACAGCGACGAGCAAACCGAGGAGGGCACUAAGGACAGAGUAAUAAGCGUGUGACAACUGCUGUUAACAAGCGGAAAGAGUAAAUCAUAACGAAAGUAGAAUAUGAAACCUAAAGCGAGGAUAAAAAAAAUACGAUGAAAAAAGCGUAAAAGUAUGCGUGAGUGCGUGUAUAUACAAAUAAUAACACGUUAUUUAUCCCCUGGAUGGAGGAUCCUUUUUCUACUGCGGUUUGUAGCCACCUCAGUAGCUUGCUAGCCACCGUGGGUCCCCUUGAUGAGAAGCACCUUUCUAAUCAUUUGACAAUGUCAAAAGACUGGAUAGAUUUAGUUAGAAGGAUGAUAGCGUGAAAAACCAACGAUGUGAUUUUACAGUAAUAAAAGCAAUUUUUGACAAAUGGG
This is a messenger RNA of Varroa destructor (honeybee mite), 2795 nucleotides long. RefSeq names its product ADP-ribosylation factor 4. The record is from RefSeq and is a predicted model, not a curated record. NCBI's taxonomy places the organism in Eukaryota, Metazoa, Arthropoda, Arachnida, Mesostigmata, Varroidae. Gene Ontology annotation, molecular function: GTPase activity; GTP binding.